This is a messenger RNA of Marchantia polymorpha subsp. ruderalis, 982 nucleotides long. The record is from the annotation of a GenBank genome assembly. NCBI's taxonomy places the organism in Eukaryota, Viridiplantae, Streptophyta, Marchantiopsida, Marchantiales, Marchantiaceae.
GAUCUGUUCACUAGUCUGAGGAGUUGCAGGAGAUGCCUAUAUCAAUUGACGAUCAGUGAAAAGAGCCAACACCGGUUUGUGGAGUGGCUCAUUCGCUUUCUUCCCUUCUAAGAGAUUCUGCCUAGUUAAAGCACGCCUGCUUGCUCCCCAUACAGCAGAGCCAUUCAGGACAAAUUUGAUGCUCGUAUAGAGGUUCUGGUUCAUACUUUGUGUGUUGGAAGCUUGCUUCUUCGCGUUCUACUCUUCCCAAUGGCGAGAUCAUACAUUAUAGUGAUAUGUGUCGUCCUUCUGCAACUGGCGAUGGUGUCCUAUGCUGCAGCGGCCGAUAGCAAGACCUUCACCAUCAUGAACUAUUUACCGAAGGAUGACUUCAUAAUCAUCCGCUGCGAUUGCCUGGACUCCAAUGAUAUUGUCACCGUGCUCAGCGACACCAUCGGUGAGUGUGAAGACAAGGAGUUCCAAGCUAGCACCUGCCCCAACGGUGCGUCGGCCAAGGGCUUCUUCUGCAAGUUCCUGUACUACAGACGAUCGGGCGUGACUAUCAAACAGCAAUACACAAAUAUCAAGGUCUGGGCAAGCACAGGGCCUGCCAGCACUUACUUCAAGCUCGACACCAAUGGUGUCUAUGGAUCGACCCAGUCUGAGAAUGUCGGAGCCGCCGCGAACAUUCUUAGUGGCUGGGUCGACAAGUCGUGGGUCGUCAAGGAUAAUUCUCUUGGAAACGGGCAGUCUUUCUGAUAAACUCAGACAGUGUUUCCCAAUCGCCAGCGAAAAGACUGCUAGUCGAGUUUCUGAUUGUUUAGAAGUGAUACAUUUACAUCCAGCAUCUAUAUGAGAUUCAUGUCUUGCGAUGGCAUAUCCAACAUGCGAUCUUUCGAUUUGCUUCCACUAAAUACUUGAGUAAACACUGAGCAUUGGCUCAUACGUAUGUUCUAUCUUUUAACUGCAAUGCGCCAUCUUGAUUUGCUAUUUUCUAUAUGCC